Dinoponera quadriceps is the source of this 1776-nucleotide messenger RNA. It is a transcript of the gene Lcch3, whose product is annotated as gamma-aminobutyric acid receptor subunit beta-like. Gene Ontology annotation, molecular function: GABA-A receptor activity; extracellular ligand-gated monoatomic ion channel activity; neurotransmitter receptor activity. The coding region runs from base 249 to 1625 and encodes 458 amino acids. Lineage: Eukaryota; Metazoa; Arthropoda; Insecta; Hymenoptera; Formicidae. Gene Ontology annotation, cellular component: GABA-A receptor complex; synapse; neuron projection. The record is from RefSeq and is a predicted model, not a curated record. The transcript has 8 exons. Gene Ontology annotation, biological process: monoatomic ion transmembrane transport; nervous system process; regulation of membrane potential.
UUGAAGAAUUUUUCUCUUCUCGUCGAGACAUUUUUUAGAAAGCAAUGAGCGUCGAAGGUACUAAAGUCUCGAAUUUGCGUACUUUAAGGAAAAAUAGCGACGCGUCAAACAGUCGAUUUCAUCUACUUUGAUUAAUAAUGUUCACUCGAUUGCUUCAGCAGCAUAUGAUAUUUUAGCGCUUUCGAACAUCGACAAUUUCCGCAUUUCAACAUUUCGCACUUCGCAGGGCUUCCCCAGAGAACACCGGGAUGUCCGAUAGACUGGAGAACGUUACGCAGACAAUUUCGAGGAUACUCGACGGUUACGAUAUUCGAUUAAGGCCGAACUUCGGCGGUGAUCCGUUGUUGGUCGGAAUGGACCUCACCAUCGCGAGUUUCGAUGCAAUUUCAGAAGUCAAUAUGGAUUACACGAUAACGAUGUACUUGAAUCAAUACUGGAAGGAUGAGAGACUUGCCUUCUCACACGAGGAUGAGAUCCUGACGCUGAGCGGCGACUUCGCAGAAAAGAUCUGGGUGCCGGAUACGUUCUUUGCGAACGACAAGAACAGCUUUCUGCACGACGUCACUGAGCGCAACAAACUCGUUAGAUUGUCGGGCGACGGCUCGGUCACGUACGGCAUGAGAUUUACGACAACCUUGGCCUGCAUGAUGGACCUGCACUAUUAUCCCCUCGACUCGCAGAACUGCACCGUAGAGAUCGAGAGCUACGGAUACACGGUGCUCGACGUAGUAAUGUACUGGAAGGAGACUCCCGUUCGCGGGGUCGAGGAAGCAGAAUUGCCGCAAUUCACGAUAAUCGGUUAUGAGACCAAUGAUCGAAAGGAGAAGCUGGCGACCGGCAUUUACCAGAGGCUCUCGUUGAGCUUCAAGCUUCAGAGGAACAUCGGUUACUUCGUUUUUCAGACAUAUCUGCCGAGUAUACUGAUCGUCAUGCUCAGCUGGGUCAGUUUCUGGAUCAAUCACGAGGCCACCAGUGCGAGGGUGGCUCUCGGAAUCACGACGGUGCUAACGAUGACAACAAUAUCGACCGGUGUUAGAAGCUCACUGCCACGAAUCAGUUACGUGAAAGCCAUCGACAUUUACCUGGUAAUGUGCUUCGUGUUCGUAUUCGCCGCCCUGCUGGAAUACGCGGCGGUCAAUUACACGUAUUGGGGCGCACGGGCGAAGAAAAAGAGCAAGAAGAAGGAGAUCGAUGAGAGGAAGGUGCUUACCUCGAAACCCGGCAGCAAAGCCAGCUCACCUUUUCCAGGCACCACGGACGCAGAUAUCAUAGAGCUGCAAGAUCUCCGAAUGUCACCGUUACCGAGCAUAAGAAAUAGGUCGGGCCUGGUCAGCGCCUCGUCGACGCCCGGAAGAGAUCACGAUCCGGCCAAGUUUCCGCCGAGCUUUCGCAUCUCCAGGGCCGCCGCUUACAAUACGCACGCCCGAAACAGCGGUCUUAGAUACAGAGGCCCGAGAUCGCACAAGCCAAAGGUGUUACACGCCAUACGUAGAGGAGCUUCCGUACUGCGCGUAUCGAUGCCAAAGAUCAAGGACGUGAAUGUGAUAGACAAGUACUCACGGAUCAUCUUCCCAGUCAGCUUCAUGCUGUUCAACGCCGUGUAUUGGGUCUUUUACGUCCUCUGAACGGACCGUGUCAAUGUUUCACUUGGCCUCGAGUUUGGGCCCCCGAGGACCAAUCGAUUCGGGAGGUUUCCUCGCGUACUCUCGCUUUGUUUUCGAGAACUAUGACCCUAUAAACGCGUAAUAUUCCUAGAAUAUUAUAUGAAUAUUAUUA